GACUUGAGAUUUUUACCCAAUCAGAUCACACUCACACUGCACUGCCCCUCCGACAGUCAGAAAUAUGGCGUUACGGGAGCUAUCGUCGCUGGAGAAAUACUUAGGAUUGAAAAAGCCGAACAAGUACAGCACACAGGGGGACAAAAAGGUACCUGUGCUACAGAAUAAUAAUGGGCCUUCAUUAGUAGGGUUGGUGACCAUUGCCUGUCACCUGGUGAAAGAGUCCAAGCACCCAGAGCUACUGGGAGACUCUGCAGAGAGCAGGGCUGUGGUGCAGCAGUGGCUGGAAUACAGAGUCACCAAGCUGGACAGCUGCACCAAGGAAGACAUCAGGGCCAUCCUGAAGGACCUCAACCUCUACCUGCAAGACAAGGUCUACCUGGCUGGCAACCAAUUCACCUUAGCUGACCCUGUCAUGUACUAUGGAAUCCAUCCACUCAUAGUGGACUUGGCCAUCCAGGAGAAGGAGCAGUAUGUGAAUGUGACGCGAUGGUUCGACCACAUCCAGCACUACCCCGGCGUCCGACACCACCUCCCUCCCGUAGUUGUGCUCAGGAACAGAAUUUACACCAGCAAACACCACUGAGACCUGGCCCCACCCAACCCGGCCUGAUUCGUUACAAGCUCGUCUGUCUUUUGGACCAGACCUGGGCAAAGUAUCUCCCAAAAUCCAAGAGUGUAUCACAUCAUUAUCAUCAUCAUCACCAUAUGAGGACAUUACACACAUUGUCACCUCUGUAUAAGACCUUUUUUUUUUUUCUUCAGAUCCCGAUUCCUGCCUUUAUGUUUUUUCCUGGUCACAUACCUGAACUCUGCAUGUUUUCUCAUGGGGGUUUACAAUAUAUACGUUUUACAGUGAAGAACAAAAUAACUAAAGUCAAAACAGUUUUAGUGUAUAAGGUACUGAAACUUCAAUAAGGGACUGUGCACUAAUAAAGUCAAGUUCUGUUGAUAUUCUUUUAAAAAAAUGUCAGUGUUUUUCAUGAUUAUGUUGCAGCGUAAGUGAUUAGGAGUGGACGCAAGAAGGUCACCUGUCAUCUUAACGUCUCAAUUAUCUAAUAAUGCUAACACUAUAAGAAGUUUGGUGUCUUAACUCUUUAUUAGUAACUAGGGAGCAAAGAUGUGAGACAGUUACGUUGGUUUUCAUUUAUUGUUUUGGUCAUUUUUUGUUGGACUGUGUAAGUCUGCGUUUGUUGUCAAAGGGAAGGCUGUACGGGUUGCAGGAAAGUGCUGCUAAUUUGUUAAAAAGGUGUUUCUAUUUAUAAAUGGAGGUGAAAUGGUGAUAUUUUUUUGUUGUUGAGUCUGAGCUAUGAACAUGCAAUGAUGAGUAUUCAAACAAGGCUUAAUAAAAUGUUACUUAACUGGCAGUGCA
Molecule: messenger RNA, 1372 nt
Organism: Epinephelus lanceolatus (giant grouper)
Lineage: Eukaryota; Metazoa; Chordata; Actinopteri; Perciformes; Serranidae
Gene: eef1e1
Product: eukaryotic translation elongation factor 1 epsilon 1
Biological process (GO): positive regulation of DNA damage response, signal transduction by p53 class mediator
Cellular component (GO): cytoplasm; nucleus; aminoacyl-tRNA synthetase multienzyme complex
Source: RefSeq, a predicted model, not a curated record